AUAUCACCGUCGCCGUCGCUGACCGCCAGACCAUACCAUAUAACCACCGAAUGCCAUGAUGGGGAGCGACUGGCAUUCACGCAGGCACCCGCAGCCAGACCCCUCCCACUUUGCCGCCCGAACUCUUCCCAGUUUUGCAGAGCUGACGUCCUCAUCCACCGACUCAGUCUUGCACCGCCCUCGCGAUUCUGUGCCGCCGCCUGCGCACCCAGGACGACCUGUCGAGCGUCUUACUCCUCCCUCUGCUCUGCCUCAGCCCGACUUUGCAAACCCUCCACCCAAUCCUGAGCGAGCCUCUUUUACUGCCAUCAACCAUCACGCGAGCCCUCACGUUAGCCCCACCAACACCAGAGUCCCUCCACCUGCACAGGACCACCAGAGGUUUGCGCUUUCAUUGCCCCAGACCACUGUUGCGCCUUUCACUCCGCCCUUGUCGUCGGCCCCUACUCAGAGUCUGCACGACACCAAUUCGUCGCAAACCUCAAUCGCGACGACCCGCCAAGACUCUGCCUUCUCGCAUCUGCGUUACGACGCCCCCAAAGACUCAGAGUCCACCCUUCCAUCCUCUGUCUUUGCCUUUUCUUACUUUCACCCUGCUGUGGGCAGCCGUCGUCAGUCCGACACGUCUCGUCCCAUUUCCCAUCCAGCUGGCCCAUCUUCACCCCAUUCUCCCCCACCCGACUCCCGCUCAAACCAGCAAGCCCUAGAGACGGCCGCACCCAGUGUAAAGCGUGUUGCAACUUCUCAAUCAACUCCUCCAGGAAUUCCCGCUCAGCCAGAACCAGCAACUUCACCUGAGCAACUCCGAGGCCCGGACACUGGAUUCCGGAACCCCCUGCCAUCUCCCACUUCAGACCACGUAAACGGCAGUGGCCGACAUCAACGCUACAACGUCAGAUUCAACACCGUCUACACAUCGGAAAACAUGCCACCAAAUCAGAAGCCUCGACAUGACCCAGUACCCACGGCGCCCAUGGCAACAGAGACUAACGAAGAACAAAGCCCGGCCUUGGAGCAGACCAUCACACCUUCAGUCGAGCCAGCUGCUUCGCCCGCCAACUCUGCACCGCCAUCAAUAGACGACCAAAAUAAUCCCGACCAGCAAAACGAGCCGAAACUGGAGAGGUGCAAAGGCUGCCUAGAGCCCUGGAGGCGACCAUUGCCAGGAGAGGAACAGUAUCGCCUGAGCUCACCCGCCCAAAACAUGGGAGAACAAAUAAAACUCACCGAAGACUUGAUCAAACGUCUCGAAAAUCACACCAAGUUUGCUGACGAAGCAUAUGCGGCCUGGCAACGACGACAUCGGUGGUGUCUAAACAGUCCGCCUUCAACUGACGCCAAUCCACCACCACCACCACUACCACCAGCUGACCCGCGUAGCAAAAGUGCAGACGAGUCUUCUCCCACAGCUGCUCCAGCACUUCCUGUUUCUGGAAAACGCAAGUCGGAGAUUCCCCAUGACGCAUCAUCCAAGAUCCGAAAGAUCGUCAGUUUCGACCCUCCUUCGAACCCCACCCACCCUGUCCGCCCAACCGCUCCGGCGUGA
Messenger RNA from Pyrenophora tritici-repentis Pt-1C-BFP, 1546 nucleotides. The record is from RefSeq and is a predicted model, not a curated record. NCBI's taxonomy places the organism in Eukaryota, Fungi, Ascomycota, Dothideomycetes, Pleosporales, Pleosporaceae.